Messenger RNA from Lytechinus pictus (painted urchin), 4283 nucleotides. Its product is annotated as carotenoid phi-ring synthase-like. NCBI's taxonomy places the organism in Eukaryota, Metazoa, Echinodermata, Echinoidea, Temnopleuroida, Toxopneustidae. The transcript has 8 exons. The record is from RefSeq and is a predicted model, not a curated record. Gene Ontology annotation, molecular function: oxidoreductase activity. The coding region runs from base 552 to 2138 and encodes 528 amino acids.
ACAUUCAGACCCUUUAACUCGAGUGAAGGGUUUGUACAGCAGGCAAGGGAUAUGGUGCGAAGCGAGUUAGUCUGUUUCAGAUUGCGUCGUUUUAUUGCAUAAAAUCCUUACGUUUGUGAGCAAAGUGGUCUGAAUUUCGCAGCCUAAUGCUCCGACUGGACAUGUGUGUAAUCAUUACGCUUGACGCAUUGACCUAUUACAAUUAGAAACAUUUGUGAAUAUGUUGAAUUAGCUUUGUGUUUACCCAUUUACAAACUAAUUGCUUUCUCGACCCUGGAGCAUCGACGAUUAGAUAACAUGUGAUUGUAUUGUAUCGUCAAUGAUCGAUGUAUAUCUGCUCAGCCCACCUUGAACACACAUGCAGUAUGCAGAGAACUUUGACUUGACGGCGAUGUAAUCUGGUCAAGUGUCGAGGCCAUGUAGACUGAUAGGCCCCUUCUCGUAGCAGACGAUUCCAAACUCUCCUUAAAAACAUCAAUUAAAUUAAUGGCACUCGUAAUGUGAUGGUUUCACCUUUAGCUGAUGAUCUACCAGACAACGCAUUCUGAAAGAUGGAGGCACUGCUCAAGUCCAUAUUCGUACUAACAGUGGCAAUAAUAUUCCUUCGGUAUCUUGGAUGCAACGACCCUGUUUAUAUUGAACCUGUUAAUCCGACUGAUCCGAUCUCUCUACCUUCUGGGAUCCACCGAAGUGUCCUUAUAGUUGGUGGUGGUCUAGCAGGCCUAUCGGCGGCUUUGGAGCUUGCGGAGAGGGGAUAUAAUGUGACUGUAAAGGAGGCUAGCCCAAUGCUUGGAGGACGUCUCAAGUCCACCGAGGCCGAAAUCCUGGGGGAAACUUUUAGAGUAGAUCAUGGCUUCCAUGCAUUGUUUUAUAAUUAUUACACAUUUAAGGACGUACUACACCGUUUGGGUAUCAACGACAACUUCCAGAGAUGGGGGGCAAAUCACUUCCGGUUCAGAACAUAUAAGGAUGAAGUCGUGGAAAGUAAAGGCCCCUAUCCUUUCAACGUAGUAGCUACACUCCUGAAGAGCCCGAAUUUUAAGGUCUCAGAUAUAUUUGGUAUCUUGCGUAUAUCUCUGUUCUUUGCGUACUACAACCAUGACACUGUCUACCAGCGAUACGGAAACAUCACAUUCGAUGAGUGGGCGGAAGCAGAAAGAGCACCAGUGUGGUUUGCGGAUACUGUCCUACGUCCUGCUCUUUCUGUAACCUUCAAUGAGCGAACUGUUCUCAAUGCCGCAGAGAUUCUGAUGUACUCGCACUUUUAUUUCACUGGAGAUGAGAAGGCCGAUCAACGUUUGAUAGCUAAAGUGGAUCAUCGGACUGCUGUAUUUGACCCAUGGGAACAUAGAUUGAAGUCUCUAGGCGUAAAAAUAGAGAAGAAUACUUUUGUCACUGAUCUAAGAUUUAACAACAAGGACUGGCACGUGUCUGGUAUAUCGCCUGGCGCACAUGAGUCGUACGAUCAUGUAAUAUUAGCAACCGACUUGUCGGCCGUAAAAGCGAUCUUCACGAAAACUAUCCUACAUUUUCCUAGAAGUAAGCAAGUGAAUUGCAUCCAGGAGAGGCUCCAGCAACUUCCCCUAGCACCUCCUUAUAAGGUACUUAGGGUUUGGUUCGAUAAACAACUCUCAUCAACUCACCCGCCAAUUCUACAAACGCCCGAAUUUCAUCCUAUCAACUUAGUUGUACAGUAUCAUCUUAUUGAAGAGAAGUCACGUGAGUGGAGUCAGCGGACUGGUGGAUCUAUUAUCGAGUUUCACCUCUAUGAUUGGUCGUAUGGCGACGUGGAGGACAGAAAUGUAUGGACAAAGAUAGCUCCUACGGUUAAAAACAUUUACCCCGAAAUAUUUGUCAAGAAUUUCAAAAUAUUAGGUCAUUUCGUCCAUUCCGGAAAGGAAUUUGCAUCAUUCCCCGCCAGUCUUGAACAUAUCAGACCAACCGUCAAUUUCCCAUCGGAGUGUGGAGUUACGAAUCUGAACUUUGCAGGCGAUUGGUUGCACACACAUUACCCAUCAGCCCUGAUGGAACGAGCCGUAUCAACAGGAAGAAUCGCAGCCAAUCAGGUGCUUCUUUCAGAUCACGUGAGACAGGCACCUACCCUUGUAACCAGUAAUUAUGGUCCGGGAUAUAUAUGAAUGUGCUUGAUUUACAAAAUGUGUGUUAAAGAAUAUGUUUUUUUGUAUAAUAAGUGUGUGAAUGAGAUACAGUAAUCGAUCAAUUAUUUUGAGAUCAUUUACUUCAAAAUGUGUUUACGUAAUAAUAACUUAUUUUGUUAUUAAUUAUAAACCCAAAACCUGACAGACUAGAUGAAUGAGUAAGCCUAUACUUCUAGAUAUAUUGGACAAUGAAAUUCCACCAAAUACAAAUAGUACUAAAGGAAAAGAAUCCUGAAAAGAAGCCAUUUGUAUUCGUUCCCAAUCUCGUGUUCAGUACUUUUCAGUGAUAAUAAUAAUGAAAUGGUCAGGAGUUUAUGGAGGUAUUAUUUGAUGAUUUCGUGCUACUGUGCUUCAUUUAUAAAUUUUAUUUCAGAGACACUUCAAACGCUUUUCAUUAUUGAUGAUACAUUUUUUUAUCUUGGUAUUCAUGGUAUCCAAACAAUUGAUGUUACUCCUAGCAAGGGAUUACAGAAAGUAUCGGACAGGCCUUCCCCUUGGGGCGAGUCCACGAGGUCGAUUAUUUUCCCCACGUUGUGUUUGUCUUGAAACAGUUAUGAUCUGGAGGAUAUGGAAUAAUAGUAUACAAAUAAUGAAUUUUGAUGAGUGCAAUGGAUAGAAUACUUCAUAAGGCGUAGCCAAGUUGAAUGGAUUAUUCAUUUCAUCUUUCACCAAAUAAAAGUAUUAUGUUCAUUGUACGAAUGAAAAGAACAUUCAUUAUUUGUUUUAUAUGACACCUAAAAAUAGAUCCCUGUCAUUUGGAAUUUAUAGAUUUGAAUGCAAAAGUGCAUUCAGUGCGAACGCGGUCUGUUUAUUGUCGCAUACAUACAAACACGCGCACUGUAAACACAAGUGCGUCUGUUUUUACGUGUAUGGUAUGGAUCCAAAAUUGCAAAGAUGAUGACAUCAUUGUAAAAUGGGCUAAAUGAUCGACAUCAAACAACCGAUCAAAGGACAAGGAUCUAUCUAGGUGUCAUACAUUGCAUUUUACUGGAUAUUUUUUUUUGCGAUUUUACAUGAAAUUUUAUUUGGAUCGGGCAUCUGCGUAUCUUGCUUUUUUUAUUAUGCAGUAUUUCUCAAUCAUGGUCUGAAGAAUUUCCGAAUCAACUAUCAAAACACUUAUCGAACAUGUCAUGUUCUAAAGAUUUCCGAAUUUGAUCUUUGUCUGUAAUUUGUAAUAAGCUUGCAAAUGCCCCUUUAAAAAAAAAAAACAUAACCAAGAAAUAAUAUGAAAAACAAGACAAAUUGUUUCAAACCAAAAUGUUUAGUUUUCACAAGGAAUAUACGGUUGAAAAGGGACCCAAGGGCCACUACACUUAUAAAAUGGAAGAGAUGAUUCUCAAGUAUAAAUAAUAUUGACCAGAUUUUAAUACCAAAGCAUCCGCAAAUUAAUCCACGUUGUUACUAUCCGCAACUUCCAGUCUUCAUUUGAGAAUAUGCUUAGUGGAAACUUUCCACGGACCCAAACAAGAUAUCCUAAUGCCAGAAGAUGCGAGAAUAAUCGGCCUCGUGGACCCUCAUCAUUGUGAACCCUCGGGCCCGUAUUCUGAACUCGGGUUCAAAUUAAACCCUGGUUUAAAGUUGUGGUUUAACUAUGGAGAGCCAAUUGGGGCACAAAUCCCCAACAGUAAACAUCCAAUUUAUUAACUCAUAUGACAACCAAAAUGUCUGGGAAUGGUAACUGAAGUAUUUUGAAGUAUUUUUCAUCAUAAAGAAAGCAAAAGGAAACAAAAUAGUAAACAUAAGAAAUAUACAAUAUAAACAGAAUAUUAUAAUUUUGGCUCUCCAUAAUUUUAGCACAGAAUUAGACUGUGGUCUAAGUUAAACCUGACUUCAGAAUACGGGCCUCGGUUUCGUAGGGAAUAAUCGGCCUCGUGGGAAUACAAAUUUUAGCUGUAGCAAAUCGGUUUGCCCUGCUUGUUGUAAGAAGCAGAUCAACAGUUAAUACAAUUGAUCGAAUGAUUGUAAUUUUAUACGCCCCAUUGGCCAUCUUUGUGAAAGGGAAUACACACAAAACACGCGAAAAUAAACCAUACACUUUUUUUUCACUGUUAAAGCAUUUUAUUUGCGUCAUUUAUUUGGUGUAUUAUUAAAAAUAGUAAUAUUGGUUGGUUUUCUAAUUAUUUU